CGCGGCGCGGCCUAGCGAGGGGCGCUGCGGGAGUGCCCGGCGCCAUGGCGGAGGCCGCGGCCCUGCUGACCAAGGAGCCGGCCCCGCAGGGCGUUCCCGCCUCCGAGCUGCCCAUGAAGGUGUACGAGGUGCCUCUGAACACGGGGCCCGACUCCUCCAGCGGCCUGGCCACGGCUGGCUUCCGCACCGCCAAGUACCUGAUCCCCGAGUGGCACCAGAGCAACUCUGAUCUGUACCUCAAGGCCUCCGUCUGCUGCGAGCAGGCUGAGCGCGGCCGUGCCGAGGCCAAGGAGCUGGCCCAGUGUGCCGCUGCCAGCGCCCAGCGCGCCCAGCAGCACUCUGUGGCCACCCUGGGCCGGCGCCUGCAAGACAUACACUUCUGGAAAACCGAGCUCCAGAAGGAGAUUGAGGAUCUCGAUGCUGAGACCGGCCUGCUGGCAGCCCAGCAGCUGCGGCUGGUAAGGGCGCUUGACGCCACCGAGGUGCCCUAUACCAUCGCCACCGAUAACCUGCAGUGCCGGGAGAGGAGGCAACCCCCGGACCUGGUCAGUGAUGACGUGGAGAGAGAGUUGCUGAAGGAAACUGAACUCAUCAGAAAUAUCCAGGAGCUUUUGAAAAGGACUUUGAUGCAAGCUGGUAACCAGAUGCGGUUAAAUCGAGAUCACAAAGAGGUUUGUGAAAUGGACUGGUCAGACAAGGUUGAAACGUACAACAUCGAUGAUCAAUGUGGACGAUACAGUAACCAGAGCACCAACAUCCAGUUCCAUCCUAGUUCAGUGAAGUUUGAAGAGAGUGCCUCAACACCGGAGACAUGGGCCAAGUUCAGUCAUGACAACAUCUAUAGGGCAGAACGCGAAAAACUGGCUUCCAUCAGUCUUCGUGCUUUGAUUGACAAUAUUCUUCACGACGUGUCUGAGGACCUGAGGAUGCAAUGUGCUGCUGUUAACGAGGCUUUCGCCAAACGCUGCGAGGAGCUGGAUGACACAAAACACAAACUAGAGUAUCAUUUGAAAAAUAUCCUUAAGGAGAUUGGGGAUCAAGAAGCUAACAUUGCUGCUCUCAAACAAGCUAUCAAAGACAAAGAAGCCCCGAUGAAAGUUGCUCAAACAAGGCUGUAUGGCAGGUCUUUUAGGCCCAACGUAGAGCUCUGCAGAGAUGAAGCACAAUUCAGGUUGAUCAGUGAAACUGAAGAACUAACAGAAUCCAUUGAAUCUCUGAAGAAAAAACUGCUGGAAUCCGAACAGUUUCUGAGGAACCUUGAAGACACGCGGAUGAAUUUAGAAAAAGAAAUAGCUGUGAAAACAAACAGUAUUUUUAUUGACAGGCAAAAGUGCACGGCCCAUCGCACACGCUAUCCCACUGUUCUUAAAUUAUCAGGUUACCAGUAGUAAUCUCUGCACUGACUACGCAAAGUCUGGAAGAAAAAUGUAGUCUAGAAUCUUUCAUAUAAAAUACCUGGAUAAUGUUAUACCCAGAAGUUCUGUAUUCACUGUUAUUUUCCUCUGUUCUCCUCUAUUUGGGGUAAAAUGCAUUAGUACGGUGGGCUUUGAGUCUUGCCUUUAAAAGUUCAGUCUGAGUACAGCUGUUCCUAGUGAGUUUAAAACACAGCUUAAAGAUAAUUCAUUACAUCUAGAAUUUGUCUGUAUCAUACAUGCAUGAUUGGCACAGUAUGUGACAUUUGGGCUUUUCACCCUACCAAGUGGAUAAGUUGAGUGACUAUUUAUCGUGAAUAAUAAUAAUAUACACAGAUGUAGAUAUCACAUUUAUAGCUUUCUAGCAUUUUCAGGCAGCCUGAAAUGGGAGCAAUAAAACGGCUUGCCUGACAGAGGAUCACAUGGUCAGCAGGAAAACAGAUGAUAGACUUUUAAGCUGCUCAAACAUUAUUAGUUUAAAAAAAAGUUUGCACAGGUCAGAUGACAGCCUGAUUAUUGGCAAAGCGGCUCCCAGUCCGUGACACUGGCUGAGGGAACCUGAAAAUGAGUCCAAGGAUUUUCAACCGUCAAGUCAAUAAAUUUUUUUCAGAAAAAAAAACCCUAAACAGCUUGUGAAUAGCAAUUGUGACUUUCAGCUUAAGCACUUGGAUGUUGAGUUGAGCUCAUGAUCUGUUCCAGCCAUUCCCUGGAAGCAAGGCGUGUGUUUGAGCUAUUACCCGUAAUGGAGAACACCUCAGAUUCAUCUAUGCCGGUAGAGUGCUGUAACAAAUGUAAUUCACCCAUUAGCUUAGUAGGCCACUUGGUUAAAUAGGUGACGUGUCAGAAAAGGGUGAAAAGCUGACACAGAAUUGAAUUCCAUUAUGGUUUCCUGUAUUACAGAUUUUUACUUUGAAAAAGCAGCUGAUCAAUGAGGGAGAAAAAAAAACACCUCAAAAAGCAAAACACACAACGCCCCCCAGCCAGCACAUGUUUCUGAAUAGCCCUGCUCCGUUAACCAGAGCAGGAGAGGCCAUUAGCCCAGCUGUUUUUCUCACAGCCAGCUAUUUGCAGUAUCUGAACUCAGGAUGUGCAGAGCACUAGUCACCGAUUGCCCUCCUGCUAAAAGCUACUACCAUUUCUUUGAAAACCAGCUGCGUCAGUGAGGGCUCUUGACCCAAGCCUCUGUUUUACAGGUUUUGUGUUCGAGAGUUUUGUUUUGUUUUAAUAGAUUUCCUCUUCAUUAUUAUAGUUUUAUAGUCCAGAUGUUUAUUAGAGAGAACCGGCAUGCAGAUUAAAACAAAAUAAACGCGGCUCUACUAU
Messenger RNA from Phalacrocorax carbo (great cormorant), 2732 nucleotides. NCBI's taxonomy places the organism in Eukaryota, Metazoa, Chordata, Aves, Suliformes, Phalacrocoracidae. The record is from RefSeq and is a predicted model, not a curated record.